AUAAUCACGCUGCUGUCAGCAGUCAACGUCGCAGUGUUUAGAUUUUCCAAAUGGUACUACGUCAUAACAGUUUGUUGUAAUCGUGUAAAAUUGUCGGAAUUGUUAUUAACAGUGGUGUUCUAGAAAUGUAAAUAUCAAAAUGUCGACAUUAAUUCAAUCAUAUGAACAACAGUAUUCUAUUCUUACGGCUGAAAUUACUGCAAAAAUAGGGCGACUUAAGACAGCUCAUGAAGAUGACCGUGAUCAAUUAUCAAGAGAGAUUCAGUCAAAUUUCGAGGAGGCCAAUGAUUUGUUGGAGCAAUUGGAAUUAGAAUCUCGCGGCUCUGGUGGAGGGUCAAGAGUUCCGGCCUACCGUGCGGAACUGCAACGAGUCAGGGAUGAGUUCAGAUCAGCUGUCACCAAUAAUGCUACUUAUAACAUAGACCCUGAGGAAUAUGAAGACUGGUCGAUGGUGAAUGAACAGAAACAGAAGCUUUUGGACAAUACUGAACGGCUGGAACGGACGGGGAAAACCUUGAACGAUGGUUACCGAGCGGUGCUGGAGACGGAAGAGAUCGGGGCGGCGGUGCUCCAAGACCUCAACCUGCAAAGAGAAACCAUACAGAGAUCCAGAACACGGCUACGUGAGACGGAUGAACAGCUGUCUCGCUCUGGACGUCUCAUGAACACUAUGGUGACCCGAGCUCUGCAGCAGCGUGCUGUUCUAGCCGCUGUGCUGCUAGUCUUGGUCAUUCUAGCAGCACUAGGGGUAUAUCGUGCUGUUACUUAGCAAUCCACCAAGCUCCUCCAAGAGCAGAAACAGGAAGUGAAGGACGAGCCAUUGGUCCAUUUUCUGGUAUAUUGGCUGUAUAUAGCAUGCAGCAAAGUACUGCCUUCGGGCCUUCGGGUCUGGUUUGUGCUACGAUGUCUGUGGGCCUUUCUCUGCCACAGGUACGAGAGCCUGAGUGGCUAAAGACUAUGUGACUUUAUGCAGCUUUAGUGAAUCGGUUUCCCCGUUAGCUAUCCAAUUUUAGUAAAAGUAAGGAAAAUUUUAUCAAAUAACUCCGAUAAGGUCAAGACUCAACCGGACUUGGAGCUAAGUUUUUGUGGCUUAUAUUUAUUAGACAACACAAUAAAAUAUUAUCCACAUUACGUAUAAUGAGUAGAAGAUUUUAAAUAAUAUUACAUAAGUCUUAUAAGUGUCGACUAUAUAAUGAAGACAUGUCCCUACCGGCGACUUGGCCCGAGUGAGCUUUGUAAUUGCUCUCAGAGACAUGAAUAUAGCAUGUUAAACCAAUAGAUGUGAUAGCUGACUGACAGCGCCAUCUAUUGUCGGUGUCGCGGGACUUCACACCCUGUAUAUACGUUACUCCCCCGUCACACUGUUUCCGAUCCUGCUGUCCAAGCUUCAUGUCUGUAAUGUACUAUCAGGAGCCCCUUAGUAUAAGCAGCAAGCGUUCCUUCUCCUCAACAACUGUCGCGUUUAUGAUAUCAGCUUUAUAUAGUUAUUUUAUAUGAAUAUUCAUGUACAAAAUAUAUUACUGUGAAUCAUUAUUUAUUUACUUAAGAGAUGUGUCAUUUUUAACAUCCAAUGUGUAUUAUGUUAUCACAAUAUAGGAUCAAUGUUAGUAUCUUUAGUCCAUGUCUAUAAGCAGUCAGCGCCCCGUUCUGCGCUAGGCUAGGUAUAUGUUUAAUGUGAGUUGUUAAUAAAUUAUAUCUGAAC
This is a messenger RNA of Danaus plexippus (monarch butterfly), 1702 nucleotides long. RefSeq names its product vesicle transport through interaction with t-SNAREs homolog 1A (gene Vti1a). NCBI's taxonomy places the organism in Eukaryota, Metazoa, Arthropoda, Insecta, Lepidoptera, Nymphalidae. Gene Ontology annotation, molecular function: SNARE binding; SNAP receptor activity. The record is from RefSeq and is a predicted model, not a curated record. Gene Ontology annotation, biological process: Golgi to vacuole transport; macroautophagy; intra-Golgi vesicle-mediated transport. The transcript is spliced from 6 exons. Gene Ontology annotation, cellular component: late endosome membrane; ER to Golgi transport vesicle membrane; SNARE complex. Bases 140 to 769 code for a protein of 209 amino acids.